AUGAUCACUCUCCACGAUGCCGCCGCGCAGGGUAGUCUUACGGCAGACAACCUUGAUCAUUACAAAUCGGCCUCUCUCCACUUUAACGUGGACGAAAUCGAUCGCAAGGGUCGCACGGCACUCGCUUAUGCUGCUCUGAAGGGCCAUAUCGACGUCGUCAAGCUCCUGCUGGGCGAAAGUGCGAACGUUAAUCAUAUCAACGACAAGAACCGAACUGCGCUAUGGUAUGCCUCAUUCAGUCACUCUUCCGUCACCCAGCAGCGACGCCGUGAAAUCAUCGAGUAUCUUCUGCAUCAAGGUGCAGAUCCCGAUGUUCAAGCAAAAGAUGGCACGACUGCCCUCAUGAAGCUCAUUGAGCAUCGAGAUCCCGGUGCCAUCAGGCUUCUGACACAAAAAGGCGCGUCUACUACCAUUGAGGUCAAGAAAGGCGCAACCUCUGUGACCAUUGAAAAGCUUGCAGAGGCCACCAACGACCAGGCGGUGAUCCAGGCCAUCAAACAAGAUCCGGCCCCUGCCUCGAACAGGGACGAGAUCGUCACUGAGAUUAUAAACUACUUCUUCAAGUCCAUUGGUUUCAUGAACCAUACCCUCAAAGGUGCGGUCAAGACCAUCUUUGGCAUCCAGGGUAACAUGAGCCAACCCUUUGGUUGCGUACCUGAUAACAUGAAAUCGAACGUCUCCAACGCCGCAGGUGUCAUACCCGAAAAGACUGAGGCUAUAAAAAACAGGAUCUACACCGACUCAAGCAUGACUAAUUCUCUAGGCUUCGGAGAUCCCCAGCCCCAGGAUGCCAUGACAGUUGCUCUCUCUCCAGUUGCAGAUGAUGUUACAGAUGAUAAGCCUUCAGUCCCGCUUGUGUCGGAGAUUUCGGAAAACACCACGGCAGAAGAAUUCCAGGCCAGCAUGAUGCAAUUUAUUAGUGACACCGGACUCGACUACUUCUUUGAAGAGGAUGAUCUUUUGCUGAAAACCAUCGCGAGCAAAGCAGUGGAGCUUCAAGGCAAGGAAGACAACCUGCUCAAAAAAGACAAGGAUAUCCAGGACAUCACGAAGCUUGCUCUUUAUCAACCGGUCUUUUACUGCGACGAUAGCGGUUCCAUGAAACAAGGCACACGCCAGUCCGACCAGGUUGAUCUUGUUCGACGGGUCGCCCGAAUCUCUACAUUGUUGGUCCCCGACGGCUUCGGAGCGGGCUUGCUCUUCAUCAACGACAAACGCGACAUGGACCCAAAGCUAAAGGCCGAGCAAGUCGAAGAGAUUAUGAAGGCAACCAAGCUCGGUGGCAAGACCAGGAUUGGCACUCAACUCGAACAAAAGAUUCUCAAGCCCUUGAUUUACGAUGUCAUCGAAGCGGAUCAAAAGAUUGAAAGACCUAUUCUCGUUUCUUGCAUCACGGAUGGCUGUGCAAGUGGUGAAGCCAGAAACAAGUUUAAGGAAGUCAUCGUCAAAUGCAUUGAGUUCCUUCUCGAACACGGUUACCCUCCUCAAACUGUUCGAUUCCAAAUCAGUCAGAUUGGCAAUGAUUCCUCUGCCGCGGAUUUUCUUCAACAGCUAAAAGAUGAUGACGAACUGACUGAGUGGCUCUACUGCACCACACAGCGCCUUGAUGAGGGAUGCAGAGAGUUCAACGAGAAUGAAGAGGAUCUCGAGCGAUGGCUUCUGCAAACGCUCAUGGGACCGAUUGCCGAGUUGGGGAGGUGCAGUGACUAA
Messenger RNA from Trichoderma aggressivum f. europaeum, 1710 nucleotides. RefSeq lists its product as uncharacterized. The transcript is spliced from 6 exons. Bases 1 to 1710 code for a protein of 569 amino acids. The record is from RefSeq and is a predicted model, not a curated record. NCBI's taxonomy places the organism in Eukaryota, Fungi, Ascomycota, Sordariomycetes, Hypocreales, Hypocreaceae. Gene Ontology annotation, molecular function: protein binding.